Sinocyclocheilus rhinocerous is the source of this 3371-nucleotide messenger RNA. Its product is annotated as SLIT-ROBO Rho GTPase-activating protein 1-like. The transcript has 22 exons. Gene Ontology annotation, biological process: signal transduction. Gene Ontology annotation, molecular function: protein binding. The record is from RefSeq and is a predicted model, not a curated record. Bases 531 to 3371 code for a protein of 946 amino acids. Lineage: Eukaryota; Metazoa; Chordata; Actinopteri; Cypriniformes; Cyprinidae.
CAAUUUUGUGUGUCUUAAACACACGCACGCACACACACUCACGCCCCAACCCGCCCACCAAUUGACAGUAGUGUGAGAGAGCGCGCGCAUGAGAAACAUGCACACCUAACGAUUUUUUUUGCAUACACAAUCAGAUACUCUCACACCUUAGAAUGAGUUUAGAUAAGUUACGGUCUCUGCCACCUCUAUCUUUCUUGUUUAUCUCGUGCGCACUCAACCUGUGCGUAAUAUUUAUGCGGCCACUUGCAUCUCCAGUCGUUCUUGCGCGUCUGGCGAUGCGGCUGUAACGACGCGCCCCUGUGGUUCACGUGCCACUUUUCAUGGCUCUUUUUUUCCGUGCAGGUCCAAUAAUCGUUAAUGUGCAUGGUUGAAUGUCAUCGCUUUGCUUUAAGGACUACGGUUUCCUGCUGCUGGAUCACUCACUGAACCUGUGGUUAGAUAUGACGCAUCGGUCACAGUAGGGACGCGUCUCGGAGAAGCAGAAAGGUUUUAGACAGAAGGGACAAGCGGAUCUGGACUACACAGGCGUCAUGUCUAACACGACGAAGAGCAAAAAGGAAAAGGAAAUCAUUACGGAGUAUGAGAGCCAAGUGAAAGAGAUACGGUCUCAGUUAGUGGAGCAGCAGAAAUGUCUGGAGCAGCAGACGGACAUGCGGGUUCAGCUCCUCCAGGACCUGCAGGAUUUCUUCAGGAAGAAAGCCGAGAUCGAGAGCGAAUAUUCACGCAACUUGGAGAAGCUCGCCGAACGAUUCAUGGCCAAAACCCGCAGCACCAAGGACCACCAACAAUACAAGAAGGACCAGAACCUGCUUUCUCCCGUCAACUGCUGGUAUCUGCUGCUGAACCAAGUGAGGAGGGAGAGUAAGGACCACGCCACACUCAGCGACCUUUACCUCAACAACGUCAUCACACGCUUCACUCAUGUCAGCGAGGACAACAUGCGUCUGCUCAAGAAGAGCAAAGAGAUCAUUUUCCAGCUGCAAGAAGACCUGAUGAAGAUUCUUAACGAACUCUACACGGUGAUGAAGACAUAUCACAUGUAUCACUCCGAGACUCUAAGUGCAGAGAAUAAGCUAAAGGAGGCAGAGAGGCAGGGUGAACGACAGGGCCGGGGCGGAGAGGCCGUCUUCAGUCUGCGCACCGAAGAUCGCCACCAACGGCGCAACGCUGCCCGCAAAAUCCAGAAGAUGAAAGAGAAGCGCCAAGCCAAGUAUUCGGAGAACAAACUGAAGGUUAUGAAAGCUCGGAAUGAGUAUCUGUUGACUGUGGAGGCCACGAAUGCUUCUCUGUUUAAAUAUUACAUCCAAGACCUGUCGCAUUUGAUUGAUUGUUGUGACCUUGGCUACCAUGCAGGCCUGAGCCGGGCAUUGCGCACCUACUUGUCAGCAGAAUACAGCCUGGAAACCUCUCGGCACGAGGGCCUGGAUAUUUUGGAGGGGGCUGUGGAGGGGCUGGACCCCAGUAAUGACCGGCAGCGCUUUAUGGAGACUCACCCUACAGCGUUCACCCCUCCUGCACGCUUCUCCUUUCAGCCACACAUGGGAGACCAGGUGAGUCAAAUCACAGCACUGCCGCAGGUGCAAGCCGAGCUCCUCCUCCGAUUCCAGCAGCUGCAGUCGCGCCUCUCCACACUGAAGAUCGAAAAUGAAGAGGUGAAAAAGACAUCGGAGGCCACACUCAGCACUAUCCAGGACAUGGUGAACAUGGAAGACUACGACGUGUCCGAGAGCUUCCAGCACAGUCGCUCCACUGAGUCGGUCAAAUCCAGCGUAUCAGACACUUACCUCAGCAAACCCAGCCUGGCCAAGAGACGCGCCAACCAGCAGGAAACAGAGCUCUUCUAUUUCACAAAGCUGAAGGAGUAUCUGGAAGGCAGUAAUCUCAUCGCUAAACUACAAGCCAAACAUGACAUGCUGAAGAGGAGCAUAGCUGAAGGAUACAGAGCAGACAUCAUGACAACCAGCCGUCGACGAAACUCCCACAGCAGGCACCAGGAUUCUGGGAAGGCCAUCCCACUGAUUGUAGAGAGCUGCAUUCGCUUUAUUAAUCUAUAUGGUCUGCAACACCAGGGUAUUUUCAGGGUUUCAGGGUCACAGGUGGAAGUCAAUGACAUCAAGAACUCUUUUGAAAGAGGCAACGACCCCUUGACUGACGAGGAGAAUAACCAUGACAUUAACUCAGUAGCAGGCGUGCUGAAAAUGUACUUCCGCAACCUGGACAACCCGCUUUUCCCCAAGGAGAAGUUCAACGAUCUCAUCGCCUGCGUCCGAACGGAGAGUUUGUAUGAACGUGCCCUCUCCAUCCGCAAGAUCUUGACCACAGCACCACGGCCAACACUCGUGGUCAUGAGAUACCUGUUUGCAUUCCUCAACCACUUGUCCCAGUACAGCGACGAGAACAUGAUGGACCCUGGAAACUUGGCUAUAUGCUUCGGCCCCACUUUGAUGCCCACCCCGGACCUCCUGGACCAGGUCUCAUGUCAGGCUCACGUCAACGAGAUCGUCAAAACCAUCAUCAUCCACCAUGAAACCAUCUUCCCUGACACCAAAGAGCUGGAGGGACCCGUUUAUGAGAAAUGCAUGAGCAAUACUGAGUACUGUGAAAGUCCGUACAGUGAACCUGGAGGGUUUGAGGAGGGGGAGCAGGAUGGAGGGACGGAAACACAGACGAGCGAGGAGGAGGGUGAGCCUGUGGAGGCCAUAGCCAAGUUUGACUAUGUGGGACGGUCUGGACGGGAGCUGGCCUUUAAAAAAGGAGCCACUCUGCUGCUGCUUCAGAGAGCGUCUGAAGACUGGUGGGAGGGACGACACAAUGGCAUUGACGGACUCAUACCACACCAAUACGUCAUGCUGCAGGAGGAUGAGGCCAUGUCAGACACUCUGAGCCAGAAAGCAGACAGUGAGUCCAGCACUACACCUUCAGAUGAAGUGAGCUCCAGACGGUCGCUGACGUCUCCUACUGAGCCAAGAAUCCCUGAGACCUUCAUCAGCCGACACCGGAAGCGGACGGAAGCCCUCCUGCGCCGCGUCCCUGGUCGCUUAAGCGACGGUCACUGCCACGGCAAUGGGCUGGAACGUAGCUCUCCUCCCGUAACGGUGACGGUAACGGGGCAUUUCAGCCCGCGGGAGCUACUGCGUGGGAACAGCUGUGUGGACAGUCCUGAGCACCACAGACGCACGGGACACAACGCCAACUCCAACGGCAACGUCACUGCCAACAUCAGCCAACACGAGUCCCUGCGCAGGGACAGAGAGCGGGAGAGUCCUCCAAUACGCCAGUCACCAUCCGCACUGCAUUGUGGGUUAGCUAUUCAACGCUCCCAGAAGCUGAACCCGCACACAAUGGCACAGCCUUUCCCGCAAGGCGACUAA